AGGUUAUGAAGUCGGCAAGCCGACAUUCAAAUUAUCCUUGACCUCUCAUUCAUAAUUAAGGAAUCGUCGAAUCCCAAAAUAGACUAGUGUAAUCUUGAAAAUUAUCAUGAACCUCAAGAUUGUGUCCCGUCAUAAUUAUAAUUUUUGAAUGUGCCAUUGCCUCCCACGCACAACAAUUACGAUAAGUAAGGAAGGCAGGGAAGAUUGAGGGGGUGAACUUCUAGAGGAAGUGGUAUACCAAAUAUUACAAUAAUCCAUCUCAAAGCUCAGAAGAGCUCGAAUCCUCAAUAAUGGCAUCAACUCGUAUGUCACCCGGCGGGGCACUUCUAAGAGCAUCCAGAGUCUUCGCAAUUCCUAAUCCUCUCCCACGACCAACCGGCACUCUUUCCUCUCAAGCAACCUUCGAUUCCAAUACUGCGACCCUCCCCCAUCCAAUCCAUCAAUCAAUCACCACUCCCCAAUCCUCCCUCGCCAAAGGUGAUUGGGGUUUCAAACGUCCCUUACCAUUACGAGCUACCACGCGCACAUCUACACCCAUCAUACGCGUAGAAUCCAUCGAUACUUUCGAGCACGUUACCGAGUUUGGUUCUGCGGCCGAUCAUAGUUUGACGUUGCGGAAAUGGCAGGAAAUGAAUAUUCCCAUCUCGACUCCUAGACCUAGUAAAUUGAUAUUGGUGGCUACGAGGGAUCAAAAUAUUCCUAGGCAUAGGAGUGUGUUUGAGGAUAAUAUCGAUACGACAGUGAGGAGUGAUUCUAUUCAUCCGGCACUUAUAGGUCAGGGUAAAGAUGAUACACGUUGGAAGUUUUCGGGACCAUGGCUUGCCGGUCUCACAGAAGGAGAAUUCCAAGCUUAUAUUGCGAAAGAGGUGGGCAGGAAAAAGAGCGAAUUCAGACAAUUUCUUAGGGAAUCUUGUGCCUUAUCUCUUACGAGUGAAGCUCGUGCUAAGGCUCGUGCUAAAGCACUUGAGAAUGAUGGGGAUUUUACAAAUAUCUCAGAGAUAACCGCGGAUCAAAUCACUGAAGAUCAAUUAUCUUCAUAUAUCCGUCAUCUUCGACAUGAUGAAUCCACCCUGUACCAACAAAUCCGUGCCUUCCUCGAUCUUGCACCCUCACCAGCUCCUAUACCCGAAGAAGAUAGUCCCGAUUAUUAUGAUUUAGGAUCGACCAGAAGACCCAGACCUGUUGAUAUUCCCACCUCCCCAUCUCCAUACGCCGAAUCUGGUCCUCCAAAAACCCAUCCUUCGGCUGGAUUAUCCUAUUCGCGAAGUAGCAGUUGGACAUACAAUCACGCACUUUAUGGACCACAAGCACAUCAUCCCCCUGUCGAAGCUCGUAUCGUCAUGCCUAAGAAUGCAUCUGGAGCGGCCCCCGUUCUGGGAGUUGGAGGAGUCGUCGUGGAUAUUCCAGCUGGGUUUACUCAAUUUGAUGUAAGACCCAGUCAAGCUUAUGGAAUGCGAGGCCAAGAACAAGUUGCUGGAUUAUUAUAUGUCGAGCCGGAGAAAUAUGGAGGUUCUAAAACUUGGGUCGAACCUAAACAUGCUUAUAUUGAUUCAAAGGGUAAGAUUGUUUUAUCGAUCUUACCGGCGGAUAGAGAUGCCAUUGCUAUUAAGGAGGAUAAGGUGGAUGAGAUUCCUGAACCGUUGCAAUGGAAUUUUACGCCACCUGUUAGGAAGACUAAUUUUUUGAAACAGAAUGGUAGUGGAGAGGGUUAUGGUUUGAGUGGGUUUUAGGAAUGAAUGAAUGGUUGUAUGUAUAUUAUGUUACAUAUGUAAAAUCUUACAUUUUAAAAGAAUUUAUUAUGAGAAUGCUAGAUGAUAUACAGAUGCUAUGUCAUGUCAAUUAUAUAGCAUAUAUAUUUACUCAUAGGUGGAAAUCAUCAGUCUUAGAUACCUAGAGAGGUAUUAUAUUGUUCUUGAUUUCCUAUA
Molecule: messenger RNA, 1925 nt
Organism: Sclerotinia trifoliorum
Lineage: Eukaryota; Fungi; Ascomycota; Leotiomycetes; Helotiales; Sclerotiniaceae
Source: the annotation of a GenBank genome assembly